This is a messenger RNA of Aspergillus luchuensis, 2670 nucleotides long. RefSeq lists its product as uncharacterized. The transcript has 4 exons. The coding region runs from base 1 to 2670 and encodes 889 amino acids. NCBI's taxonomy places the organism in Eukaryota, Fungi, Ascomycota, Eurotiomycetes, Eurotiales, Aspergillaceae. The record is from RefSeq and is a predicted model, not a curated record. Gene Ontology annotation, molecular function: protein dimerization activity.
AUGGCCAUGGCCUCUACCACUUCGUGCUCAUCGAGAUCGAUGUCUCAUACAUUCAGCCCAGCGCUUUCGAUUGAGCCAUCAUCCGAUUCAUUCCCAGACUCAGACUUCCAAAUAUCGCCUUUUCCACAUUCCAGCGAGAGUCUGGAUGUCCUUGCCGACAAGCCUCCACCAACCCUGAGACGCGUCGGAUCUGACCGCAGAAAAAAUUGGCUUCUUUUCGAGCCAGCCCAAGAGGAUGACUUCCUAAGUUGGUGGCUCGACACUGAAUAUGGUCGACAAAUGAACAGACACGGACGUGCCCGGAUCAGAUGGUCGGUUGAGUCCCAUUCCGCUGAAGUCUGGAAGCAGUUCGACCAAGUGGCGGAGAUACAUUCAGGACGACCAAAAGUUAUCUGCCGUAACUGCAUGACGUUGCUAGAUCACCCGCAACACAAAUCACACGGGACAAGCGCAAUGGGCAAACAUCAGAGAUCUAGCUCCUGCCGCAAGGGAAAGAAAAAGGUCUCACAGCAAUCUCUUAUCUCGGAUUCCAUCCAGAGGACCCCAGUUUCUAGUUCUAGCCCAAACAAGUUCACGAAAGCGCAACUCGAGGAACAGCUCCUGAAAACUAUAACGUGCUUGCGGCUUCCCUUCCAAAUUGUGGAAGAUAAUGAAUUCCAGAGACUGCUCAACUUGGUCCGCUCUGGGCCCCAAGGAGUGGAACUUCCCUCUGCAAAGACACUCCGUCGGAGACUGCGUGAAGCUGUUGUUACCCAACAAGAAAUGCAACUGAGAGAUCUUCCUGAAGAUGCGAAAGUUUCUCUCGCCUUGGACUGUUGGACCAGCCCAUUCCAGCAAGCAUUCAUGGCUAUCACAGUCUAUUUCAUUGAUAAAGAGUGGAAUUAUAGAGAGUUGCUCCUUGGUUUCGAGCCUCUGCACGGUCCUCAUUCAGGGGUUAAUCUGAGCGACGUCCUGCUUCAGUUACUGCGGGAACGGCAUCUUUUGAGUCGAAUCUUCAGCGUAACCACUGACAAUGCGACAAACAACGAGACUUUGGUCCGAGCGCUGCAAGAGACGCUUCUUUCCACUGGCGCGAUCCGUUCUCGGGACUCUAUUAUCCGGGUUCCAUGCAUGGCGCAUGUCAUCCAGCUUUGUCUAAAGCGGCUUCUGGGGCAUAUCAAAGCAGCGCCUCAGAAUAAAGAAGUGGCAAAUGUAUGGUCAGACUCACAGAUGAGUUAUCUCAGAAGUUCGGCUGAUCAUGAGGGCGUGGCUAGCACACUCGGAAAGAUCAGGUCGUUUGCUACCUUUGUUAAUGCAAGUCCCCAACGGCGGGAUGCGUUCCUGUGUCUUCAGUCAGGUCGGACUCGACUAUUUCCAAUCCACGAUGUGCAAACACGCUGGAACUCGACGUUCUUGAUGCUCCGGCGGGCGCGCAAGUUGCGAAACUGUAUUGAUAAAUACUGCAAUGACCAUGACUACUCGCAAUUCAGCAUCACUGAUGAUGGAUGGCGACAGAUUGAUUACCUCCUGCAAUUGACCAAGCCAUUCUUUCAGUUCACCAUGGCCCUCAUGAAGACAAAAGAUGUCACGAUCCACAGUGUGUUUCUCGUCUACAGAAAGCUGCUGGAACACAUCGAACGGUCAAAUCAACGCUUAAGCAACAAGACAACGCCAUGGAAGCGGGCCAUGUAUGAUGCAUUGCUUGCUGCGAAGCAAAAGUUAAAAGAAUAUUAUGAAAAGACCUAUCGCGAUCAUGGGUUUCUUUAUGGUACAGGAACCUUGCUCGCACCGCAGUACAAACUCUGCGCCUUUGAUGACACGGAAUAUUCUAAAUGCCAGAGCGAAACAUCCAAACGCUACUGUGAUUACUUGAGGAAUUGCUUUGCACAGUACAAACGCGAGACGCCCGAGAUGUCGUUUCGGCCGAUGCAUUCCUCUUGUCCACAGCAGGCGUCAGAGUUGGACCGGCUCCUCACCCCACUGAGUACUUCCCAGCUGAGUGCAAGAAGCGAAUACGACGAAGUAGACCGAUAUUUGAGAGAGGGAACCGUCCAGCUGCCGCCGCGAGCCUAUUGGAAAGAGCACGAACAUGAAUACCCCGUUCUGUCGCGACUUGCUCGCGACUUGCUUUCCGUUCCGGCCACUGGCGCUGGUGUCGAGCGUCUAUUCAACACUGCGCGAGAUAUCUGCCACUAUCGUCGUGGGUCGCUCAAUGAAUCGACCAUUCAAGACCUAAUGAUGUACAAGUGCUCAGAGAUAUUUAACCUGGACAUUGAGACGUUGAGCUGCCUUGAAAAAUCAUCGAUUGAGGACGUCGAUCAAGAGAGGCUCGAGGAGGAGGAAGCCAUCAAAACAAGUGAAGAAGAAUUUGAUCCAAUCAGUGAUGACGAAGAGGGAGCAAUUGAAGACGACGGCCGCGUACUUUCCGCUGGAGAUGUAACAAGCCGAGAAUGUAUGAUGUCAGAUGUUUCUCCCACGCAUGACAUCCACGAACAAGAUGACGAGGAAGAUGACGGGGAGAAGGAGCAGAACGAGGAAGAUGACGGGGAGAAGGAGCAGAACGAGGAGGAGGCUACUGACGAUGAAUUGCUUCCACCCCCAAUUCAGCAGCUCCGCGACAGAUCUCAAAAAAGGUCCUCAGGGAGGGUCACAGUGCCAUCUAGUAGACUACAAGGUUACGAAUUGUAUUAG